Pediculus humanus corporis (human body louse) is the source of this 759-nucleotide messenger RNA. RefSeq lists its product as uncharacterized. Bases 1 to 759 code for a protein of 252 amino acids. The record is from RefSeq and is a predicted model, not a curated record. NCBI's taxonomy places the organism in Eukaryota, Metazoa, Arthropoda, Insecta, Psocodea, Pediculidae. The transcript has 2 exons.
AUGGGGAGAAACGUGAUACAAACAAAUCUUUUACAAUGUAAAACGUGCGGUGAAAUAUUCGAAGUGUCACCAACGAAAAUGACAACUCGAGAGGAUUUAUUAACAAACGAAUUGUAUAAAAAUUGUCAAAAAUGUUUGCAAUCAAUAAGAAUGAAUCAAAUGAAACAAAUCGGGGAUACGUUUCAAUCCAUAUUGAUGUAUUGUAAAAAUCGUAAUAACGGAUGCGACAAAGAAUUGCCAUCUUGCGACAUACACAAUCACGAAAUAAAUUGCGAAUAUCGUCCGGAAAUAAGUUUUUUAAAUUACCGGAAACAUCUUGAAAAAAUGCAUCAACCCUAUAUAAAAAAAGUUCAUUUGAACGAAGAAUAUAAUGUCGUUAUAAAAGCCGUUAAAGAUCAUUCCGUUAACGUGUCGUCCGUCGUUUGCGAUGAAAAAAAUCAAUUGUAUUUCACUAGGAAAUGUUCGAUCGACGUUCAAAAGGAUUUGUUUAUGGUUUGCGUUCAUUACAUAGGCGAAAGGGAAAAUGCUAAAAAAUAUUUAUACAAAGUUAAAAUCAAUCAAGGUAUCGAAUCCGCGAACGCAUUUUACGAAUAUACCGCGUAUUGUGGACCUUUCGUCGAAAUCCCGAACUCUCCCGAUGCACAUUCGAAUUGUGUCCUUUUACAUCCUAAAAAAUUAUUUUUAAACGAUGAUUAUUUAAACGAAUUGAAAUAUUCCGUUACGAUAAAACGUAUCAAAGAACGAACGGAAUCCAAUUGA